Messenger RNA from Scleropages formosus (Asian bonytongue), 3491 nucleotides. It is a transcript of the gene vps51, whose product is annotated as VPS51 subunit of GARP complex. The record is from RefSeq and is a predicted model, not a curated record. The transcript is spliced from 11 exons. The coding region runs from base 118 to 2682 and encodes 854 amino acids. Gene Ontology annotation, biological process: retrograde transport, endosome to Golgi; lysosomal transport; Golgi organization. Gene Ontology annotation, cellular component: membrane; EARP complex; GARP complex. Lineage: Eukaryota; Metazoa; Chordata; Actinopteri; Osteoglossiformes; Osteoglossidae.
GACAGUGCCGAUAGGGAAGUGUCUCCCGCUGCAGCCAGGUUUCUCUGUUUCUAUCCCGAUCCGAUCCCGAUCCCGAUCCCGAUCCCGCCCUCGACGAUCUAGGGCAGUCGGGCCGGAAUGGACGCGGAUCUCAGUGUUUCUGCUGCCAGCGCGGCGCCGGAGAGCGAGGUUGCGCGGAAGCGCAGGGUCCACGGCAUGCUCAAGCAGUACUAUGGGAUCAACGACGAGGGGAAGGUGGCGGCUGUGGCGGCGGUGGCGGCGACGGCGGAGGAGGAGGAGGAGGAGGAGCCCGAGUCCCGGGACCCGUGCGACAUCAACGGGCCGCAUUUCGACCCGGAGCUCUACCUGAACAAGCUGAGGAAGGAGUGCUCCUUGACUGAACUCAUGGACCAGGAGAGCCUCAUGGUGAAGCAGAUCCGCUCCCUGGACAGUGACAUGCAGACCCUCGUCUACGAGAACUACAACAAGUUCAUCUCAGCCACAGACACAAUUAGGAAAAUGAAGAACGAUUUCAAAAAGAUGGAAGACGAGAUGGACUGCCUGUCUGCCAACAUGGCGGCAAUAACCGAGUUCAGUGCGCGGAUCAGCGGCACGCUGCAGGACCAGCACGCGCAGAUCACCAAGCUGUCCGGGGUCCACACUCUGCUUCGGAAGCUGCAGUUCCUGUUCGAGCUCCCGGCGCGCCUCAACAAGUGCCUGGAGCUGCAGGCGUAUGCGCAGGCCGUGAGCUCGCACAGGCGCGCCCGUUCCGUCCUGCAGCAGUACAGCCACAUGCCCUCCUUCCGUGGCAUCCAGGACGACUGCCACGCCAUCAUGGAGCAGCUGGCCCAACGGCUGCGCCAAAAGUUCAGGGAUGGCGGUUCAAGCGCCAAGGACCUGUCGGAGUGUGUUGAGCUCCUCCUGCAGCUGGACGAGCCCGCAGAAGAGCUCUGUGACAAGUUUCUGAGCCACGCGCAGUCCCGGCUGGAGGCUGACCUGCAGGGGCUGGAGGCGGAGCUCCGAGAAGCGGGACCUGCGUCUGGGCCGACUGCGCUUCUCGAUCCGUCCGGCAAACCAUCCGCGGCGCCGGUCGCCGGUUCUCCCGCUGAUUCCGUCUCCCCGAUGACCAACCCCUUCCUGUCUCCCACUUCCAGGAUGGACAUUUUAGAAUUCAUUGACAGAGGCUGUAACGAGUUUGUCAGCAACCUGUGUCUGGUCAUCGCCUCCUAUCAGGAGCUGUUCAUCAACCGUCCACAAGAGGGCGACUUGGCCUCUAAAAACAUUCCCCAGAUGGCCAGCGGUAAACUCCACUCUUUCGUCGACUCCUUGGCCACAAGGUACUUCUCCCUGGUGGAGCGUAGAAUUCAGGAGGAGAAAGGGGUCGGGGACAACUCCCUACUGGUUCGGGCUUUGGACCGCUUCCACCGACGGCUCCAGGCCAUCUCCAAGCUGCUCCCUGGCUCCGCGGUGCCAAGCCAGGGAACGGAGAUCGUGGUGCAAGCGGCCAGGGAACGAAUCAGGCAGUACCUCUCGGCCCUGCAGAGCUUCUAUCUGGACAGCCUGACCGAUGUGAGACAGGCUUUGGCUGCUCCCCGCCUCUCCGUGGGCGGCUCUGCGGUCCCGGCUAGCGGGACUCUCCUGGGGAGCUCCUCUGGAGGGAAGGACGCCGCGCCGAGUCUGCCGGAGCUGCUGUCCUCUCUGUCGGCGUCCAUUCUGAACCAGAUCAAGUCGGUCUUGGCCUCAGUGCACCUCUUCACAGCCAAGGACAUCACCUUCUCCAACAAGCCGUACUUCAAGGGAGAGUUCUGUAGCCAGGGCGUGCGCGAGGGCCUCGUCGUGAGCUUCAUCAAGUUCGUGUGCCAGUCCUCGCGGCACUUCUGCGAGAGCGCUGGCGACAGGGGCGGCUCCACACCGCCUGCCCUCCUGCUGCUCCUAUCGCGGCUCUGCCUCGACUACGAGACCUCCACCAUCUCGUACAUCCUCACGCUCACAGACGAGCAGUUCCUCGUUCAGCACCACGUCCCAGUUACUCCAGUCACAGCCCUGUGUUCGGAGGCCCGUGAAGCAGCGCAGAAACUCCUCAAUCACUAUGUCAAGGUCCAGGGUCUGAUCAUCUCCCAGAUGCUGAGGAAGAGCGUCGAGACGAGGGACUGGGUGAACACCAUCGAGCCGCGGAACGUACGUGCUGUCAUGAAGAGAGUGGUGGAAGACACCACCUCCAUCGACGUCCAGGUGGGCUUGCUGUACGAGGAGGGGGUCCGCAAAGCCCACAGCAGCGACUCCAGCAAGCGCACUUUCUCCGUGUACAGCAGCUCCAGGCAGCAGGCCCGCUACGCCCCCAGCUACACGCCCAGCGCCCCCAUGGACACCAACCUUCUCAGCAACAUUCACAAGCUCUUCUCCGAGAGGAUCGACAUCUUCAGCCCUGUGGAGUUCAACAAGGUGUCGGUCCUGACUGGCAUUAUAAAGAUCAGCCUGAAGACCUUCCUGGAGUGCGUGCGUCUGCGUACGUUCGGCCGCUACGGCCUCCAGCAGAUCCAGGUGGACUGCCACUACCUGCAGAUGUACCUGUGGCGCUUCGUGUCCGACGAGAACCUGGUGCACUUCCUGCUGGACGAAAUUGUGGGCAGCGCAGCCCACCGCUGCCUGGACCCUGCGCCCAUGGAGCAGAGCGUCAUCGAGGUCAUCUGCGAGAGGGGCUAGAAGCCACUGGUCUUGGACGGCGGACGGGCGGAGGGGGCCUAGAGAUGGGAAGGGGUAAAGGUCAAAAGGAUGUAUUUAUUUCUCACUGUCCCUAGGAAGGAUGGAGAAGAGAAAGGAAAUCCACUUUUACCUGCAGAAACAUGAAACCGUAUUCGAAAUACUUGAGUGUACGACUGGCAGGACACCACAUGGGUCAGUGAGAGAAGUUAUUUCACUACAUUUUUUAAAGGGGCAAACAGUUCGCAAUACACUGUUGGCUACUUCCCGAAAUGUAAGAGGCCAUCAACGUGGCGAUGUGAAUGUCUGCGGGGCUGCUGGAAAUCGUCCCAAGGCUACACGAAUGACGCGGUCUCAGCAGUAGGUGAAACGCGGUGAACGCAGUCCACUCCUAAUUGCACAUUUCCUCCAAUUGAAAUAUAUAAUAAUUUUGAUCGUGAAGUAACGGUGUUGUACUGGAUCUAUAGGAUGAAACAAAUAAAAUGUCUGUCGAACAUUGAGUGUUAUUUCAAUACAGAGCGCACCUCCUAUGUGAUUCCCAGCUAUGUUGUCACACACGAAGCUCUUUUUUUUAAAUGCACAGCAUACUCUUAUCAUAAAGCAAUGUUUUUAUUAAAGUGCCAUGACAACACCUAUCUAGUGCCACAUAUUUAUCAUGGCUGUUUCCACCGCUGUGAUGUUUCCACUUCUGUUGUCAUUUGACUUUGCUAUUCAAAUGCACAUUGGUGUAGACAAUAAUAUACAGAAUUUUAUUCAAACGUUAUUCUUAGGAGGGAAGCAUUAAUAAAAUUGUCUGGUUGAGCGCGCGCAAU